GAAGCCAUCCAACAAACCAAGUCACUCUUGCUGUCCCACACAUAGGUGCUGCUUUGGGUGGUUUGAUAAAGCUACAGCCAAAAUGAGCAAGCCUGUGAAGAUUGGACCAUGGGGUGGGAAUUCUGGCAGCGAGCGUGAUGUCCAGCCAAAGCCCACCCGUAUGGGCAUCAAGUGGGGUGGCACUGGUGGCACGGAAGAUACGAUUAAUCUAGACGCUACCAACUAUGUGACGGAAAUCUCCGGGACGGUGGGUAAAUUUGGGACCGACGACAUCGUCACGUCUCUUAAAAUUGUCACCUCCAAGGGGGUUACCAAGACAUACGGCUCAGGUACCGGGACUCCUUUCCGCGUCCCAGUGCUUGACGGGGGUAAGAUCGUCGGCUUCUUUGGACGCGCCGGUGCCUUCCUGGAUGCGAUUGGGUUCUACAUUUCUCCAUGAAUGGUUGGUUGAUGCACACUUCUUGGCCGGCCACCUAGCCAAUGAAGGAAGGAGUGUGUACCGUAUGUGACGUAGUACUGGCAGCACCUGCUUGCUAGAAUAAAUAAACUUGCAAGUGCUUUGCAUGGCACUUUUGCAUAUGUGUGUGAUAAUGUGUGACGCCAUGAUCCUCAAGUCGUGGGAUGGCACGACAAGUGUGUGCGGAUCGUACGUGGCGCUGGUCUUCAGGCUAGUUAUUAGCCGAGGCAUGCGUUGCGUUGUAAAGGCGUACAUGUAUGAAUAAAAGAAGUUUGUUGCAA
Molecule: messenger RNA, 738 nt
Organism: Aegilops tauschii subsp. strangulata
Lineage: Eukaryota; Viridiplantae; Streptophyta; Magnoliopsida; Poales; Poaceae
Product: horcolin
Molecular function (GO): carbohydrate binding
Source: RefSeq, a predicted model, not a curated record